Molecule: messenger RNA, 3082 nt
Organism: Triplophysa rosa
Lineage: Eukaryota; Metazoa; Chordata; Actinopteri; Cypriniformes; Nemacheilidae
Gene: blnk
Product: B cell linker
Exons: 23
Coding region: 317-1708 (463 amino acids)
Biological process (GO): cell surface receptor protein tyrosine kinase signaling pathway; intracellular signal transduction
Source: RefSeq, a predicted model, not a curated record
AGUAGGCAUGUAAUAAGCGGAAUAAUGUACAAGCAGCCGGCUGUUAUGGUGAAAUAAGACCCUUCGGUGUGACACAAGACCCUCUUCUGGGAUUAUUUCUGCCAUGACAACCGGCUGACUGGACAUGAUCUCUUACUGGAAAACACUCAAAAGAGUUAGGAAGAGAUGGCGAGAUGAUCAGAGGCAUUAGUCUAAAUAUAGAGUGCAGUUUCAUAAUCCUCAUUACAAACCACUUCUGUGGAAACUACACACACAGCUGUCUGACACACAACACCAGUUCAGACAACUCUUAACACACACACACUCACAGUCAGUCAUGGAGCGCUUCACCGCACCUGCUACUGUUAAACUACGGCAGAUCCAAAAAAUUGUUCAGGACAUUAAGAAGAAUGACGACAGUCUUUUCAACCGAUUAAAACGGUUUCAGACUGAACAAACUGCUAAUAUUCUCAAAAGCGGGAGAAAUACGUUGGACCGGAUCAAGAAAAAGGGACCACCAAAAGUUCCUACAAGAGACUAUCAGGGUGACGCAGCAGAAAGUGAGAAGUAUUCUGACUCAGAUUUCGACAGUGACACGUAUGAAGACCCUCAGGGUGACCAUGACGACAACUAUGAACCUCCACCGAGAUCUGAAGGUCACGCUGUGAAGGGCUUCAGUGUUUCUCCGUCCAUCGCAAACUCCAGAGGACAGUAUGUGGACAGCUGUCGUGGUCGACCCGUCCCUUCCUUUCAUCUGCCACAGAGGAACAAACACCCGUCAGCCAGCAGAAACCAGCGAACAGAGAACCAGCACCGGCAGGACAACGAGAAUGACGAUUACAUUGAACCCCAGGAGGAGGAGGAGGAUGAUGAUGAUGAUAACUACAUCGACCCCACUGAAGAAACACCAACAAAACCUUCUGUUAACAGAGGAGUCAAGCCAUGUGUCCGUGCUCAUGUACACAGUCCAGAUGUCUAUGAAGUGCCUGACGUAGGGGAGAAUUGUCAGUUUGACAAGAGCAGGACGAACACACACGUGAUUCCUCCUAAAGUCAGUCCAAGAAUGAAAAUCAGAAGACCAACUGUGACUCCAAAGCCAAACUCUGAGGAUGAGUAUGAAACGUGUGAUGCAGAUGACGGUGUUAAUAAAAGGCCAGAAGAGACCAGAAGACCGUCCAUUCCCACACCUCGACCCAGAGACCUGAAGAAAUCAAGUCCUGCUUUGACUCCGAAACCAAACGUUGCUCACAGAGAUACUGAAGCAGACAUCGCGAGUCCGCCGACAACUGGAUUCUACCGAGUCACAAGGCCUCUGACCCGACAGAUUGCCACCCAGGGCAGAGAGAGCAGAGCCGCUGGAGACGCUGAAGAGGAGGCGGGUGUGUACGGGAAGGUUUGGUACGCCAGCAGCUGUGAUCGCAGGACGGCGGAGGACGCUCUCAUUCGCUCGGCUAAGGACGGCUCGUUUCUGCUCAGGAAGAGUUCCGGCGUGGAUGCCCAGCAGCCGUACACACUAGUGGUGUUCUACAGCGGGCGCGUGUACAACAUCCCCGUGCGCUACAUCACUUCAUCCAAACAGUUCGCGCUGGGCAAAGAGAAACAAGGAGAAGAGCGGUUCAGCAGCGUUUCAGACAUCAUUGAGAAUCAUCAGAAGAAUCCUUUAGUUCUGGUGGAUUCACAGAACAACACCAAAGACUCCACCAAACUCAAACAUGCGGUGAAACCAUGAGAGACCUGCAGAAACCACAUCAAACCAUCAAACCGCUGUGUGUAGAGAUGAAAACUGACCAGGAUAGAACGACGUCAUCUGGGACCUGCUGCUACCUUUCACAUUAAUAAACAAAGUAUGGCUGAAAAACAGUGAAAGUAUAAAGAGUUUUAUUAUUUGCGUUCAUCCGCCCUACAGAAGGAGGUCAUCACACCGCUCGGUGUAUCAUUCAUCCUUUUCUUGGUCAGUAACGGUAAAAAGGUCAAAUAUAUCAUUUGUUAUUAAGACCUUGCUUAUGAAUGGUUUGUUUUGUGUAAAAAUGUUGUAAGCAUUAAAAAAUUAAAACAAAGAAAUGUUCGAUUUGGUAAAUGUUUAAUAAUAAUAAUACAUUUAUUUGUCUAUAGUGCCUUUAAAAGUUUACAGCUUUACAGCAAACAUCACAUCAGGUAAAACAACAAAGUAAUGGGCGAUGAUGAUGUUAUCGUAUAUCGCCGAUGUCUCGCAAAUAUCCCGAUGUCGAUUACAACAGACAGAUACCAGGCGAUAAUCGAUAACAAUGGAAAAUACGCGUUAUAACAUUAUCAUGCGAUGUAGGCUUUAGCGUGAAGGUUCAUGUUCAUAUGCACAGGCAGUCAGUAAUAUGGUGGUUUUUCUAGACAUAUUAUUGACUUUUCUUAUAUUCUAAAUAUAUUACUGAGUUUUCUUAUAUAAAAUAGUUUUCUUAUAUAAAAGAGUACAUUUAAAGGUAGUUAUAGAGUUCAUGCACUUCUCUGAUCUUAACAAGGGCUACGGGCCUCAUGUAUGAGUUUGAACACUUGAACACCUGCGUACACACCAAAUAUCUUCUCACACUAAACAGGAACUGCACGUACACCACAAACACUUUUGUAGAGAGGUUUAAUUAAGAACGCUGGGUUGUUUAUCAUUAUCACUAAACAAUGAGCUCAUUUUUAAUAAAACACACUUUUGUAGAGAAGUUUAACAGCCAAGGACGCUGGGGUGCUCGUUAUCACUAAACCAUGAGUUCAUUUUUAAAACCAAUGUUAAAUCAUGUAUCGUCCGAAAGCCCCCGGAAAGGUGUCAAGAUAAAGAGCACAUGAUAUACGUAUGUGUUGAUUGAAAGGCGCUCCCUACGAUUAAGUCCUAAUAUGGUAGGCCGGAAAUAUAACUGUAGCGAGCGCAGGCUGAAAUGUAACUGUAGCGAGUGAUAAGGGGAUGGACCAAUAAAAUAAGUGAUGUCAUGUAAAACAUGAUUGGUUUGAACUGUGAUAAUAACUUGAGAACAAUGUAUAAAAGAUGGAGUCAGACAUGUAUUCAUUGGACAUCAUCAGAUGAACUCUGUAUGUCUCUCUUUGAUUGCUCGAGCAAAUAAAGAUUGAAACCUCUUGAAACCUG